AGGGAGCCACCGCUGAGCGCCCGGCGGCGGCCGCUGCAGGAUGGACGAGCACACCGGGAGGGUGAAGUCCUACAACCCCUCGAAGGGCUGGGGUUUCGUGGAGUGCCCCGAGACCAAGGAGAAGUACGGGAAGGACAUCCUCUUCCAGUCGUCGGAGCUGUGCGGCAGGGACGCGAAGCCCGGAGAGGAGGUUACGUUCCAGGUGAAAGACGGCAGGAACGGCCCGAUCGCGGUGUCGCUGAGCUUCGCCACCGAGGGGCCGUCCCCGCCGGCGGGCUCCUACUCCGGGAGCGUGAAGUCGUACAACCCCGUCAAGGGGUGGGGCUUCAUCGAGUGCGCGGAGACCCAGCAGGUGUACGGGAAGGACAUGCUCUUCCAGAGCUCGGAGCUGCGCGGCAGGGAGGUCCAGAAGG
Messenger RNA from Prorocentrum cordatum, 413 nucleotides. NCBI's taxonomy places the organism in Eukaryota, Dinophyceae, Prorocentrales, Prorocentraceae. The record is from the annotation of a GenBank genome assembly.